Molecule: messenger RNA, 1410 nt
Organism: Scophthalmus maximus (turbot)
Lineage: Eukaryota; Metazoa; Chordata; Actinopteri; Pleuronectiformes; Scophthalmidae
Product: Galectin-related protein A-like
Exons: 4
Coding region: 100-540 (146 amino acids)
Molecular function (GO): carbohydrate binding
Source: RefSeq, a predicted model, not a curated record
CCAUGACAACGCGGCGCAGGCGGGGUUUUGGGUCCAUCAGUGCUCGGUUGGCAUCGCAGCUCGAAAAGCCGCCACAGUGCAUCACACACCCUGGGUGGAAUGGAAGAAAAGGACAAGAAAGAAAAUGGCGAGUACACCGGAGAGAUAAAGGGUGGCAUGCGGCCUUCAAUGAAACUGGUUGUUAUGGGAAUUGUUAACAAAAAACCCAAGAGCAUCGAGGUGACCCUGUCCAGUAAGCCUCGGGUGGAGGAGGACGCGGAGGCCGACGUGGGUCUUCAGCUGAAGGUCAGCUUCAUGGACAAGGCCGUCCAGCGUAACGCCCGUCUGGCUGGCAAGUGGGGCCCGUCUGAAAAUACCCUCUCCUUCUUCCCGUUUGCCCCCGGAGAAGCGUUCAAGAUGGAGAUUGUCUGCGAGCACCAGCAGUUUCGCAUCCUGGUGGACGGGCAGCCGCUGUGUGGCUUCACCCACCGGCUCAUCCCGCUCGCCUCCCUCACCGCCCUGCGAGUCUUCGGAGAUCUACAGCUCACCAAGGUGGCCUAACACCAGCAUCGCCAGCCCCGCAGAUCCAUAACACGAGGACGUCCCCGGGAGGCGGGGGGACAGUAUACAUACGAUUUAUACCAUUAGAAUAUAGAGCCACUUCUCCAGUGAAUAAAUUGACCCCGUGGUGGGAGUCUUGUGUUUUCCGCCACCGAACAAAAAGUUAUCCCUGCCUCGUAGUCGCGUGUUCAGACAAAGUGCCUUCACUAGAUUACCUGUUUGAGGACUUGAAGAAAGUGACUGAACGCAACAGACUUCAAAGUCUGAAAAAAAUCCACCGAGGAAUGUGAUUUGAACGGACGUGAAUUUACAGUCUUAAACAACGUGGGUUUGAGCAAACAAUGUUUCCCCCCUGAUGAACAUUUGCACAAACAUGAGGUGUCCCCAUUUUCCGAGCGUCAGGCUUUGUGCACUGAAACGAGAUUUCAGACGUUUGUCUUUAAUUUCUCCGGAGUUAACCCUUUGAAAGCACUUACGUUCGCGAGCGCCUGCAUGAACAUGAAUGUCUCCGAAGCCAACCGACUGUCGCUCCGCGGCCGACUGCGUACUGUAACAGGUGUGACGACGUUAAACGGUUGACAUUAGUGCAUGUCAGUGACACACACACACACACACACAAGGUCUGUUUGCCUUCCAGGUUACACACACACACACACACAACUGGAAGGGGUUAGGUUUUGAGUUGGACACACUUUCCGUUCUUGUACCAUUCAUCCUCUUAAGCUUACGUUCUUAAAGGAUUUUUUUUACCUAAAAAGCCUUUAACUCUUACCGGUUUCUGUACUUUUUAAUUUACCACUUGCACUUUUCAUGUGAAUGUUACCUAUUGACUUUACUUCACUGCAAUAAAUCAAUUUCGUUGUUAUCUUC